AUGCCCGACACCGACCUCUCCACCAACGGCAGCGGCGAGUUCUGGCUGUACGGUUAUGGCCUCACCUCGUCCACACCACACCCCCCUUCUAUCCUCCUCUUCCUCCUCCUCCUCCUCUUCCUCCUCCUCCUCCUCUUCCUCCUCCUCCUCCUCUUCCUCCUCCUCCUCCUCUUCCUCCUCCUCCUCCUCCUGCCCCUUGCCGCCAUCCGAGCCGUCGGCUGA
Colletotrichum abscissum is the source of this 222-nucleotide messenger RNA. RefSeq lists its product as uncharacterized. Lineage: Eukaryota; Fungi; Ascomycota; Sordariomycetes; Glomerellales; Glomerellaceae. The record is from RefSeq and is a predicted model, not a curated record. The transcript is spliced from 2 exons. Bases 1 to 222 code for a protein of 73 amino acids.